This is a messenger RNA of Plasmodium vinckei vinckei, 1872 nucleotides long. Its product is annotated as kelch domain-containing protein, putative. The record is from RefSeq and is a predicted model, not a curated record. Gene Ontology annotation, cellular component: Golgi apparatus. Gene Ontology annotation, molecular function: protein binding. NCBI's taxonomy places the organism in Eukaryota, Apicomplexa, Aconoidasida, Haemosporida, Plasmodiidae. The transcript has a single exon. Bases 1 to 1872 code for a protein of 623 amino acids.
AUGGCAAAUUGUAUCGACAAAAAAAAGUCUACAUCAUAUAUUACACAGAAUAGUGAGCACUCUGAAAGUAUUGAAAGUACUAAAAGUAGAAAUAGUAUUAUAAAUGGAAAUGUUUUAAGAUGGCAUAAACUUAGUUCCUCUUCAAUAAAUGAUAUAAAAAAUGAAUUGAAAAAUGGACAAAAAACUGAUACAUCAGAAAGUAGUAUAUCCUAUUCUAAUAGUAGCAAUAUAACUAAGGAUAGAGACAUAAGUAUUGAUAAGGAUAGUUGGGAAUAUCUUGAAAAAAAUAAAGUUGCAUCCGUGUUAUAUAAAAAUUGUAUAUAUAUAUUUGGUGGAUAUAUACCAAAGGAAAGACUAAACUAUUUUUAUAAAUAUAAUAUAGUUGAAAAUAAAUGGAUUAAGAUGAUUAAUAAUAAUUGUCCAUUAAAAAGUGAAAGUAAUUCAGCUUUUUUAUAUAAAAAUAAAAUGUAUAUAUUAUGGGAGUAUAAUGGGAAAAGGAGAUGGUCAAAUGAUUUAUAUUAUUUCGAUUUUAAUAAAGAAAUAUGGGAUAUUAUGAAAAUUAAAAAAAAUAAAAAAAUUAAUAAUACACAUUGUCCACCUCCAACAUUGUUUGGUUUUUCAAUAUCUGUUGACGAUGCGUCAGGUUUGGUGUAUAUAUUUGGGGGAUACAACGGAAAACAUUUAAGUAAUGAAUUGUAUAUUUUAAAUUUAAAUCAUAAAAACUGGAUUAAAGCAAAGCAAAGUGGCGAUAUUCCUAAUCCUAGGGCAUAUACAAUAAGUCACAUAUUUGAUGGAUACUUUUAUAUUUUUGGAGGAUAUAACGGAGAAAGGUGCUUAAAUUCUUUUUAUGAAUAUCAUAUAAAAUCUGGAAUUUGGACAAAAAUUAAAUAUAAUGUGGAUACAGAAAUGUUAGAUAAAAACUCGAAUGAGGAUAUUAAAAAUAUUAAAAAAAAAACAAAAAGUUACACAUAUUGUAAUAACAUAGAAGACAAAUUACCAAUGCCUAGAUGCUUGAUGGGAUCUUUUUUAUAUAAUAAGUGUAUAUAUAUAUUAGGAGGAUAUAAUACUAUCUUUUGUGGAAAUUUAUACGAUUUUUAUAAAUAUAAUAUUCAUGAAAGAACAUGGGAAAAAUUGAUUACAGAAAAUAAUUGCUCACAAAAUAAUAUGAAUGUUCAUUUUUAUAAAAAUGUUAUAUAUUGUAUUGGAAAAUUUAAUGAAAAAAACAUUUUAAACAACAUAUAUGCAUUAAAGUUAGAAAAUAUAUAUGUUGCACCUUCAGGAUUAUUAGACCAUUACAAAAAUAUGGUUAAUAACUCUUCGUUUUCGGAUGUUGUUUUUAUUUUACAAAACCGACAUAUUUAUGGAUGCAAAAAUAUUUUAUCAUCAAGAUCUCAUUAUUUUAAAUCCCUAUUUAAUAUUCAUAUUUCAGAAAAAAAUAAAAAAAUAAUAAUUAACGGGAUUAACAAAAUAGUCGACACAAAUCUCCAUGACCCUAUAAUUUACAUACCAAUUAACGACAUAAAUUAUGAUGAAUUUUUAAUUAUUAUUGAUUAUCUUUAUACAGACAAUUUCCCCUCUGAUUGUACACUUGAAAUCUAUAUACAAAUUUUAAUAUUAGCUAUAAGCAGGUUUCAAUUAUUCAGAUUAGCACAAUUGUGCGAACAAGCCAUUACAAAUAAAAUAGAUCGAUAUAACGUUUUUAAUAUUUUAUUUAUAAGCUAUAGAAAUGAAUCAAAACAAUUAUGCAAAUUCUGCAUUGAUUUUAUUAUACACAAUAAUUUAUUAGACAAAGAGAAAAUUAAUAUGCUUACAUUAGAACCUCAUUUAUUGGGGGAGUUUUAUAAAAAAUCUCUAUAUAAUUAUAUUAGCUAG